Messenger RNA from Caenorhabditis remanei, 711 nucleotides. RefSeq lists its product as uncharacterized. The transcript has 2 exons. Bases 1 to 711 code for a protein of 236 amino acids. NCBI's taxonomy places the organism in Eukaryota, Metazoa, Nematoda, Chromadorea, Rhabditida, Rhabditidae. The record is from RefSeq and is a predicted model, not a curated record.
AUGCGUUCCCUUCUUUCCGUUUUUAUUCUGGUUCUUAUAGUAAGCUGCUGCACAAUUGCAAAUGCUCGUAGAAUUAAUGUUAUAGUCAAGAAAACUAACGGAUGGCACGAUUCUGCCACAAUUCAAUCUGUCGACUACGAAAAACUGGGACGGAAAAGUUGGGACGAAUUGACUGAAGUGGAAAGAUAUCUACUCGAAACUGAACAUGCUUUACGUGGUGUGAAUUCAGAUUCUGUUUCAGAAAAUGAUGAUUAUCAGGAGGGAGAGUAUGACGAGAUCGGCCAUGAUUCGAAAGAAAAAGACAAUGAUGAGGCUACAGAUUCUGAAGAGAACAGUAUCGAGGAUUCAGAUGAAGACGACGAGGAAAAUUCUGUUUCGGAUGAAGAUGAUGAGGAGGGAAAAGAGAUUAAAGAAGAUAAUGACGACGGUAGCAACGGAAACCAAUCAAAAGAAGAAGAUGAUGAAAACGAAGAUUCGGUAGAAAACAACUCUGAGAAUUCAGAUGAAGACGAGUCAUCGAAAAUUGAUGAGAGUUUUCCAGAAGAAGAUGUACUCCAGGAGCCUUCAGAAACUAGCCACCACUACAAUCACAGAAGAAUCGGUGGGAGAGCUGCCCGUGUUUGGAACACGAGACAGUACCAGUAUUACCAUCUUUCUGUUCAUUAUCUCAUCAAUGUGUAUGUCAAGUUGAGGAGCAAAAUUGUUAUUUGA